Molecule: messenger RNA, 375 nt
Organism: Malassezia pachydermatis
Lineage: Eukaryota; Fungi; Basidiomycota; Malasseziomycetes; Malasseziales; Malasseziaceae
Product: small nuclear ribonucleoprotein
Exons: 3
Coding region: 1-375 (124 amino acids)
Biological process (GO): nuclear-transcribed mRNA catabolic process; mRNA splicing, via spliceosome
Cellular component (GO): U12-type spliceosomal complex; catalytic step 2 spliceosome; U2-type prespliceosome
Molecular function (GO): RNA binding
Source: RefSeq, a predicted model, not a curated record
AUGUCGGAGCGGACACACGGAAACCGUGGUGGACGCGGCGGUGGAAGAGGUGGUCAUCAAGGUCGCAAUGACAAUGCCAGAUCUCAAGAAAAGCCAAAGAAGGAGGCUAUCCUCAACCUAGCCAAGUAUGUGGACAAGCAAAUUCGCGUGAAGUUUUCAGGUGGGCGAGAAGUUGUCGGCACUCUCAAGGGAUAUGACCAGCUUAUGAACCUUGUUAUGGAUGACGUGGAAGAAAUAUUACACGAAUCUUUGAGCGGAAACACGACGGGCGACCGCCGUACUCUUGGCUUGGCCGUGCUGCGUGGCACGAACCUCACCCUCAUUAGCCCAGUGGAUGGUUUUGAAAUGAUUGAAAAGUACGUGUACCUAAAAUAA